Molecule: messenger RNA, 1952 nt
Organism: Zootoca vivipara (common lizard)
Lineage: Eukaryota; Metazoa; Chordata; Lepidosauria; Squamata; Lacertidae
Source: RefSeq, a predicted model, not a curated record
GAGAUAUUUGUUGCAUCUCAGCUUUCGUGGGCUAACAUGCCUUCGUGGGCUAAGGAAGCGUUGCCCUCAACAGGGGAGAGGUGUUACAACUCCCAUCAUCCCUCGGGGAACCGAGGUUGGGACAGGCUGAGUUCUAAGUUACUGGAGGGGAACCUGUGUGGCUUUUUAAAUUUAGCGUUCCAACUCGUCAGCUGGCACACUGAAUGGCUGUGGAUGAUGGGAGUUGCAGUUCAGCAACAUUGAGGGGGGGGGCUGCUCUUGCAGCAACAGGAAUAGUAAUAAUUGAUGGUGGUGAUAAUGAUAAUGACAACAACAACAACAAAUGAGCCUAUAAGAACCCCUAAGGGUAGGGUAUAAAGGCUGCAAAGAAACAUCUUUUAUGACCCAGGCUUCUCUCCCCUUUCCUGUAGACAUCCAAUGAUGUCAGAUUUUCUGUGUCAGAUGACAGCACUUCUAAACAUUCCCUUUCUCUGAGCUCUCUGAUGUUGGAAUAGUUUUAAUGUGGAAGCUGUAGCAUGUUUACCUGGUUCUGCGUUCCGUGAUUAGGGGGCAAAAGCUAACUGAAAGCUAGUAAAGCAAGAUGUUUGAAGUUGUAGAUAUUCAGCCAGAUUGCCUCGGGCUUUAUUGUGGAAGAACAGCAGAAUUUAUAAAUGGGACUGAAAUCCAUGGCGAUUGUGGGGUGUGUCCAAGAGGGCAAAGGACAGAUGCUCACAAAAUCUGUCGGCCAUGUAUGGGAUCUCCAGAACGCUACGAUUGGCUUUACCUUGGUUUUAUGGCAAUGCUUCCUCUAAUUUUGCAUUGGUUCUUCAUUGAAUGGUAUUCAGGGAAAAAGAGCUCCAGUGCUCUGUUCCAGCACAUCACUGCUUUAAUUGAAUGCAGCGUGGCAGCCAUCGUUACUCUGCUUGUGAGCGACCCCCUGGGCUCCCUGCAUAUCCGCUCCUGCAAGGUGGUGAUGCUUUCUGACUGGUACACCAUGCUCUACAACCCGAGUCCUGAUUACAUUACCACUAUUCAUUGUACCCACGAAGCAGUCUACCCUCUCUACACCAUUGUAUUUAUAUACUAUGCCUUUUGUUUGGUGUUGAUGAUGAUGCUUCGACCCCUUUUGGUGAAGAAGAUUGCUUGUGGGCUAGGGAAGUCUGAUCGAUUUAAGAGCAUUUAUGCAGCUCUCUACUUCUUCCCGAUCCUAACUGUGCUUCAAGCGGUUGGAGGCGGCUUGCUCUACUAUGCUUUCCCUUACAUCAUCAUAGUGUUAUCUCUCGUCACCCUGGUUGUGUAUCUGUCAGCUUCCGAAGUAGAUACUUUCAAGGACCUCCUUGUCAGGAAGAAAAGGCUCAUUGUUCUAUUCAGCCACUGGCUCCUGCACGCCUACGGGAUCAUCUCCAUCUCAAAGCUGAACAACGUCUACCAAGACUUGCCCCUUCUGGCUUUGGUGCCGGCACCUGCUCUCUUUUACUUGCUUACUGCAAAGUACACGGAUCCUUCCCGGAUACUCUCUGAUGGAGCAAAUGGACGUUGAGCCAAUAAUCCAGCGUUGUAGGCUGGUGUUCUCUGGGGCCCACCCACCCUUCCCCUCUUAUAGGAAGCUGCCAGUUCUCUUAUCAGCCAGCUUUCAGGUAAAGUUUCUUUUCUCAUUAAGAUCAAGGCUUAGCGCCCCCCCCCCCACAUCAGCUAGAUUCUAUCCUCCUAAGCAACGUUUGUUCGCACCUGUGCACGUAAUGCCUUAGAAGUGUUCCAUCAGCCACAGGAGCCAGAGUCCCCGUCGCUGUUCAUUGUGAAGGGUCAAGGCCUGGCCCCUGUAAACAUGUUUGUUAUUUUCCCAUGAUGUGCGAACUUGAAACAUUUUGUACAGCGUAUCUGGAAACAGUGUAACUUUUAUUUCUGAGUGCAGUAUUUCAUCACGUCUUGGAAGAAUGGUAUGUAGAAGAAUAAAGCUCAGUGUUCCGACUUCA